UCUUUUUACCUUUUAAAAUAAAACCCAUCUUGGGGUUCUCUUUACAUCAUCAAUGCAUAUAAAACCUCCACUUCGUUUCUUCACACACCCAAUCAUUCUAAACACAAAAGAACCAUCAAAACACACUUUUCUCCUCUAUUUCCCACUACUUUCUCCCAUGAGGGUUUCUAAGAAGAUGACUGAUUCUUGCAGUGAACAAGAACUUGAUGAGCUAAGAAGAGGACCAUGGACACUUGAUGAAGACAAUCUUCUUAUUCAUUACAUCACUUGUCAUGGAGAAGGUCGUUGGAAUUCGCUAGCAAAAUCUUCAGGAUUAAAGAGGACGGGAAAAAGUUGUAGGCUACGUUGGUUGAAUUAUCUAAAACCAGAUGUAAAACAUGGAAAUCUUACCCCACAAGAACAACUAUUGAUCCUUGAACUCCAUUCCAAGUGGGGUAAUAGAUGGUCAAAAAUCGCACAACACUUGCCUGGAAGAACAGACAAUGAAAUCAAGAACUACUGGAGAACAAAGGUACAAAAGCAAGCUCGACAUCUUAAGAUCGACUCCAAUAGCAAGAGAUUUGUCGAAGCACUUCGACAAUUUUGGCUACCAAGACUGUUUGAAAAGGUGGAUCAUACAUCACCAUCAUCGUCUACUUCUACCUCAACCAUGGAAGUUGAUCAAAAGAACUUGAUUCCUCAACCACAAGGUAUGAUGGAGAACAUGAAUUCAAGCUCAAGCAAUUCAGAAUCCUCAGGAUUUAAACUACCAUAUGUCUAUGAAACCUCACUCCAUAGCCAUAGCUACAACGUGGAUAACAAUAACUUUGACAAGAUUAGUCUAAAUCAACCAGACGUGCAAGAGUUGGGGUCUAGUGACAUGUCAAUCCUAGACUUUCAGUUAACAGAUGCGGAAUGGAUAAGCAAUGGCUUAGCAGACACUUUUUGGAACAUGGAUCAAUUGUGGUAAAUAGGGAAAUAAAGCGAUCCUGAUAUAACAUAAUACAUAUAUAUAUUUUAUAUUGGCAAAAAGAUAGGAAACAUAUGUUUUUUUUAUGUAUUUUCUCUUGAAAAAUCAUAUACCAUUGAACUUGAAGCUAAACUUUAGAAAUUAUUACAAGGGCUAGCUAGUGAUAUUUUUGAUUGAAGUGACGACAUGUUGGUAGGAGGACCCACCUUUGUUUACUCAAGUCUUGUUUGGAAGUGAGAAGACGUGUAUGCCCUCUACUAACUUCAUAUUUGCAAAUGAUAUUCAAUGUUAAUGAGAAUCUUUUUGCUUUUA
This is a messenger RNA of Lactuca sativa (garden lettuce), 1261 nucleotides long. RefSeq names its product transcription factor MYB62. The record is from RefSeq and is a predicted model, not a curated record. Gene Ontology annotation, molecular function: DNA-binding transcription factor activity; sequence-specific DNA binding. Gene Ontology annotation, biological process: regulation of DNA-templated transcription. Gene Ontology annotation, cellular component: nucleus. NCBI's taxonomy places the organism in Eukaryota, Viridiplantae, Streptophyta, Magnoliopsida, Asterales, Asteraceae.